Molecule: messenger RNA, 2506 nt
Organism: Chenopodium quinoa (quinoa)
Lineage: Eukaryota; Viridiplantae; Streptophyta; Magnoliopsida; Caryophyllales; Amaranthaceae
Product: probable glucan 1,3-beta-glucosidase A
Exons: 10
Coding region: 589-2211 (540 amino acids)
Biological process (GO): actin filament bundle assembly; cell migration; establishment or maintenance of cell polarity
Cellular component (GO): cytoplasm; actin cytoskeleton
Molecular function (GO): actin filament binding; hydrolase activity, hydrolyzing O-glycosyl compounds
Source: RefSeq, a predicted model, not a curated record
UUUCAAUUUAUCCUUGUCCAAAAAGAAAAAAAAUGUCAAUUUAAUGAAGUUUCUACCUAUAAAAAAUGUUGAUUCGGUUAGGAUAAGGCAUGCCUUUUCAGCUGCAGUAAGGUGGUUGAUCAAUAAUCAAAAACCUUAUAAUCCUAAUAGCCUAACAUGGCACACUACAGCAAAAAUUGGGCUUUCUCUGUUCCUCUAAAGUUCUCCAAAUUUGUUCUUUUCUUCUCUUCUACCAUCUUCUUUUUAUUUAAAAAAUUCCAAAAAUAAAAAAUUCAUGUAUUAAUAACCUUUUCCUUAUUGUAAUGCUACGUAGUAAUUUUUUAUGAGCAUUCUCAAAGUUUCUAUAGUAAGUAAUGUAAUGAUUCUUGGAUCAUACUCCGUACACGAGAACUGAUUAGUCUCACAUACAUGAACGUUGUUAAAAGACGUUAAUUAUUUUAUUUUUCUUAGUACAGUUUUUGGGAUUGAUUUAUCUCAAAGAAAGGAAUUACCAAAGAUUCUGCUCAAAGUGGGGUUAUUUCCUAACGAGUUUGGAUAAAUUUCCGCUUACUUUAUGAUAUUCUUCUUCUAGAACUAAUCUUGUAGGAGAUGAAUUGUACACUUCACAUGGAAUUUGUUUUCCAGAAAUGGGUUUUGGCAUUUUUCUUUUCUUUUUGUCUCCUCUUCUCUGCUGCAUUAUCAGUGGAAGGAAUAAAAGGAAAUUCAAAAGUUAGAGCAGUAAAUUUAGGUGGGUGGUUGGUGAUUGAAGGGUGGAUUAAACCUUCUCUUUUUGAUGGAAUUCUCAAUGGAGAUAUGCUUGAUGGGACAGAAGUGCAGUUUAAGUCAGUGACAUUACAGAAGUAUGUUUCUGCUGAAAAUGGAGGUGGCUCAAAUGUCUCAGUCAGUAGGGAUAUACCAUCUUCCUGGGAAACGUUUCGGUUAUGGAGAGUGUCCGAGAAAGAAUUCCAAUUGCGCUCCACACAAGGGCAAUUUUGGACAUGUGAGGGUCAAGGAAGCUCUGUAUCAGCUACUACAGAUGCACCCGCAACCAAUGAGACAUUUUACAUAGAGAGACUUUACAAUAGCAGCCGAUUUCAUAUUAAACUUCAGAGUGGCAUAUACCUGCAGGCUAUGACAGAAAGCCAGAUUACAGCAGAUUAUCAAGGGACGCCGGGAUGGGAUGAUAAUGCAGCCACCUUUGAGAUGACAAUCGUGUCCAAUAAUCUUAAUGGCGAUUUCCAGCUUGCAAAUGGAUAUGGACAUGCCAAGGCCAAAGAAGUUCUGGAGGAACAUAGAAACAGCUUUAUUACCAGAGAUGACUUUUAUUUUAUUAGUACACAUGGGAUAAAUGCGGUGAGGAUCCCUGUUGGCUGGUGGAUUGCUUUUGAUCCUGAUCCUCCUGCACCUUUCAUUGGGGGAUCGUUGGCAGCAUUAGACGAUGCAUUUUCUUGGGCGCAAACAUAUAAUAUCAAGUGCAUAAUUGAUCUUCAUGCUGCCCCCGGUUCUCAAAAUGGAAUGGAACAUAGUGCAAGCAGAGACGGUUCAGUUGAUUGGCCUAAGUCCCAAGAUAAUAUUGAUAAAACAUUGGAUGUUAUUGACUUCUUGGCCUCCAGAUAUGCACACCACCCUGCAUUGCUGGGAAUCGAGCUCUUGAAUGAACCAUCGGCUGCAGGAGUUCCGCUUGACAUUUUGGUUUCCUAUUACCAAAAAGGCUAUGAGACAGUGAGAAAGUAUUCCCCAACAGCUUAUGUUAUAGUCUGCCAGAGAAUCGGCAAUGCAGAUCCUCUUGAACUUUAUCAGGCUAACAUAGGCUUCACAAAUGUUGUGGUGGACCUGCACUAUUACAACCUUUUUGAUACUUUCUUUGUUCAUAUGAGUUCAGCUCAGAAUAUUGACUAUAUAUACAAGAGUAGGGAAGCUCAACUGCAACAGCUUAACAAUGCGAGUGGUCCACUUCUUUUCAUUGGUGAAUGGGUGAAUGAAUGGAAUGUAACAAGCGGAUCAGAACAAGACUACCAGAGUUUUGGAAAAGCACAGUUAGAUGUUUAUAAUGCUGCUUCAUUUGGAUGGGCUUAUUGGACAAUAAAAAAUGACAGGAAGCACUGGGAUUUUGAAUGGAACAUUAAAAACAACUAUCUUGAAUUCAGCAGCUCACCCAGAUCGCACAACUCAGAUGUCAUAUUUUUCCUACUAUUGACUUGCAGUUACUUGUUCUUCCAUCACAUUUUUUAACAGACAUCAUUUACCUUAUUCUUACGAAAUCUGAAGAGAAAUUUGAAUGCGGCUGUUCUUUGUUCUUUAAUCCUAAUUAUAUCAUACAAAAAUCUCGUAUGUUGUCAAUGAGUGCAAAUACAAGUUAAUCUUCUGCUGAUAACAGUCAACAGACCUUGAAAACAAGGCAUAUGGGCUGAUGUCAAUGAGUGCCAAUUCUAUUGACUUGCAGUUUCUUGUUUUUGCAUCACAUACAUUUUGUAACAGACCUUAUUUACCUUACUCUUAUGAAAUCUGAAGAGAAAUUUGAAUGCGG